Cadophora gregata is the source of this 1568-nucleotide messenger RNA. RefSeq lists its product as uncharacterized. NCBI's taxonomy places the organism in Eukaryota, Fungi, Ascomycota, Leotiomycetes, Helotiales, Ploettnerulaceae. The transcript has 2 exons. The coding region runs from base 1 to 1347 and encodes 448 amino acids. The record is from RefSeq and is a predicted model, not a curated record.
AUGCCAGGUUUCCCUUCGGAGGCAUUCACCUCAUGGCCAGUCUUCACAUCCUGCAAUGGCGAAGGUGCUCCUGGUGCUCCUCCAGAAGAGCUGAUCCAAUACAAAAAGGACAUCGUGGAAAGUUAUGGUGAAGCAGCUAUCAGAACCAGCUGGCUGAAUGUAUGCAAAGAACUUGAGAUCCUUACUGAUGAGAUCAGCGAGAAGGGCACCAACAUCAUUCCGGAAGUGUCGUAUGAUGAGAUACUAGAGUUGAGCGGUGACAAGAAGGCUGAGCUACAGAAGAGGGGAUGUUUUGUUGUUAGGGGUGUCGUGAGUGAAGACUUGGCAACAAAGUGGUACAAGGAUGUGAAGAAGUAUUAUGAGGAUAAUAAGUCGAAAGUUACUGGCUGGCCGGUGGCAACUCUUUUCGUACUGAGUCUGUACUGGUCCCCGACACAACUUUCUGCUCGCUCUCAUCCUCGCCAAUUACGCCUUCAGCGCGAACUGAAUUCUUGGUGGCAUGACUCACCAACUUCACCUACCACAUCCACAGAUCCCCUAUCAUACGCAGAUGCCGUCCGGAUUAGACCUCCGAAGAUUCCUUUCCCGGGUCUAGGACCACAUAUCGAUGCUGGUUCCCUAUGCAGAUGGGUUGAUCCCGCCUAUCAAGGAGUGUAUUCGGAGAUCUUCGCGGGAAGUCCAGAGAAGCAUGACUGCUACGAUAUUGAGAAGCGGAAAGAUGCAAAGCAAUCUAUCUUUGGACAGAGUUAUAACUCUAGUGUUCUGCGCGCGUUUCAAGGCUGGACUACCUUGACAGGCGCUGGGAAGUCGGAGGGAAGUCUAGUAUUAUAUUCUGAUGUCAAAACUUCAAUCGCCUAUAUUCUUCUCCGGCCUUUCUUCAAGCCUCCAAUCUCUACCAAAGAAGAGGAUAUCAUGGAUGCCUCGAAAUGGAUAUUCGAAAUCUCCGACCCCUGGUUUCCGGGAACAUUCAGGAACGAUUCACAAUAUGCUUCUCCAUCUUCACAUCCACAUCUUCGCAUGACAGAAUGUAUGUUCAACAUCCCAAGAAUGAUUCCUGGAGAUACAGUCUGGUGGCAUUGCGACAUGCUCCAUGCUGUUGAAGUUGAGCAUUUUGGCGAAUUUGACGCAAGUGUGGCAUAUAUUGCUGCAACACCAACGACGGAGCUUAACAAGAGCUAUAUGAGAGAGCAGGUUAAAGCAUUCUUGGAUGGAGGGAAGGUGCCGAAAGAUUUUGAGAAGGAUGCUGGGCCGCAGAGAUAUGAGUGUAAUUUUGUUGGAUGGGGUGGUGAGGAUGCGAUUUUGAGUGGAGAGGAAGGGAGGAGAGCGGCUGGAUUAGUUGGGCUGUGAUUUGUUAUGAGAACAAAGCUCAUACUUAUUGUCUUUUGCCUUUGAUUUGACAUUACUGUUUGCUUCCUCUGUGAUCAGGAUUGCAGCCGACAAGUUCUUGUCUGAAGAGCCGAAAGUUUUUCGCUAAAGCCGCUUCCUCGCGACUCCCACUCGCUAGAGGCUACAAGAUUGUUUACUUUCUGAAUCUCCCCUAUAUUCUUCCAAACAUGGCUGACGAGCUC